AAUACAUUUCAUUUUGUUGUAAAGCAGGCACAGACAACUGCAUAGUUUUACAUUUAACCUCUGUUGGUCGUCACAUCACUUCCUUGAAAUGCUAUCACUUUUGAGGCAUGUAUUUUCUUCUGCUCCUAUACUAAAUACCAGCAAAUGUGUUGCACAUCACUUUCGGUCAUCACAUUGCAAUGUGCAGUUAAAAGGCGGGAACCUUUUAACAUUAAAAAAUUACACAGCUGAAGAAAUCAAAUAUCUUUUGUGGGUGGCAACUGAUCUGAAAUACAGAAUAAAGCAAAAAGGAGAGUAUGUGCCGCUGCUGCAGGGAAAAUCUCUUGCCAUGAUAUUUGAAAAAAGAAGUACAAGAACAAGACUCUCCAAUGAAACUGGGUUUGCUUUGCUUGGUGGACAUCCUUGUUUUCUAACAACGCAAGAUAUCCAUUUGGGAGUUAAUGAAAGCCUGAAGGAUACAGCAAGGGUAUUAUCUGGUAUGACUGAUGCUGUUCUAGCAAGAGUUUAUUGCCAAACUGACCUGGACCUCCUGGCUAAAGAAGCAAAAAUUCCAAUUGUAAAUGGAUUAUCUGAUAUGUAUCAUCCUAUCCAAAUUUUAGCGGAUUACCUCACUUUGCAGGAACAUUAUGGCCAUUUGAACGGACUGACAAUAUCCUGGAUUGGAGAUGGAAACAAUGUCCUAAAUUCAAUAAUGAUGAGUGCAGCCAAGUUUGGAAUGAACCUACGUAUCGCAACACCAAAGGGUUAUGAACCUGAUUCUGCUGUCAUUUCAGCAGCUAAGCAGUUUUCCAAAGAGUUUGGCACAAAGCUUUUUAUGACAAAUGAACCCCUGGAAGCUGCAACUGGAGCCAAUGUUUUGGUGACAGACACCUGGGUAAGCAUGGGACAGGAAGAAGAGAAGAAGAAACGCUUAAAGGAUUUUAACGGAUACCAGAUAACAAUGCAGACUGGUAAAGUUGCAUCUCCAGACUGGACAUUCCUUCAUUGUUUGCCAAGAAAGCCUGAAGAAGUGGAUGAUGCUGUUUUCUAUUCUCCCAAAUCGUUGGUUUUCCCAGAAGCAGAAAAUAGGAAAUGGACAGUCAUGGUACAGAGACUUUCUAAAAAAACAAACAAGGUUCAGACAUGGGGGGGGGGUGCUUUGCUAAUGCUUUCUGCUUGAGCAAUCAUAAAGGAAAAGUAGUUAGCUGGUAUUUUUCCCUAAGUGAGCUUUCUUAAGUAAGAAAAAGUUAAGCAGCAUGGUUUCCUUUAUGAUUGCUUGAGCCAAAAGGGUUUGAUUUCCUAACAUAGGUGCUACAUUGAACCAGUAUAGUUAUCCAUUGAUUUUUGCAUUCAUUUUCUAAAGCUGGGCAUUCACACGGAAGUCCACUCUUUUGGCUAAGUCAGCAAACAGGGGCCAACAAUUAGAUCAUACCAGUUGUGUAACUACAGGGGGUUCAGGGGGUGCACCCAGGCCUGCAGCCCCUUCGUGGUGUGUGCAUUUGCACUGGGAGCAUGCUGCCGCAUGAUUGUUUAUAGAGGUGGCCUGUCUAAAACUGGUUACUUUGCAGGGGUACAGGUACCUGUCAGAUGAGGACCUCAUUAAUGAUCCGAUGCUUUGCCCACCUAACAGAAUUUCCAAACCUGCCUGAUAGAGAUUGAUAUAUUUUCAGCCAGAUAUCCAUGUGGUGGCAGUUCUGAGCACCCAAUAAACUGACUUAAAUUACCAACUGGGUCUGGAUGGGCCAAGAUUUUAUCAGACUGUGUAUGGCCACCUUAAUAUGUAAUAUAUACUCUAUAAUUUGCUGAUUGGUUACUGUAAGUAAUUAAACUAGUUCAUUCUAAUAUAAGUUGUUUUUUUUUUUCAUUCAACUUGACUAAUUGCUCAGUCUGCACAUUGUAACUUUUGUUCUCUGUAUAUGAUAUUUUCUUUACUUUACCAUUUUAAAUUGUGUUUUUUUUUUCA
Xenopus laevis (African clawed frog) is the source of this 1942-nucleotide messenger RNA. RefSeq names its product ornithine transcarbamylase S homeolog (gene otc.S). The transcript is spliced from 9 exons. The record is from RefSeq and is a predicted model, not a curated record. Gene Ontology annotation, biological process: urea cycle; L-citrulline biosynthetic process; amino acid metabolic process. Bases 89 to 1159 code for a protein of 356 amino acids. Gene Ontology annotation, cellular component: mitochondrion; mitochondrial matrix. Gene Ontology annotation, molecular function: carboxyl- or carbamoyltransferase activity; ornithine carbamoyltransferase activity; amino acid binding. NCBI's taxonomy places the organism in Eukaryota, Metazoa, Chordata, Amphibia, Anura, Pipidae.